Messenger RNA from Schistosoma turkestanicum, 870 nucleotides. Lineage: Eukaryota; Metazoa; Platyhelminthes; Trematoda; Strigeidida; Schistosomatidae. The record is from the annotation of a GenBank genome assembly.
AGAGAUGAUUUUUUCGAGUUAAUCGAUUCGUCUGAUGGACAUGUAAUUCAAUUAUAUGUUUAUAAUUCUCAAUUGGAUUCAUGUCGUGAAGUACACCUCAAACCUGAUUCCAAUUGGGGUGGAAAUGGUUUACUUGGUUGUGAUAUUGGUUAUGGUUAUCUUCAUCGUAUUCCAACAGCUGCAUUAGCAUCACCGGAAUCUUCUUCACAAUUAUCGAAUAAUGUAUCAAAUCAUCCACGGGAAUCAAUGAAACCAUCAACCAAUGGUGAGUCAAAGCUACCGCCUGUAUCAGUAUCAUCAAAUGAAAUUACCAAUGGAGUUGCUCCUCCUAGUUAUCCUCCACCUGCAUAUACAUCAAACAAUACACAAUGGAAUAAUGCAUUUGCUGAGGUUCCUCUAGUUUCUUCAUCAAUGCAACCUGCGCCAUCACUUCCGCCGGCGCCACUACCAGCUACUUAUCCAACUCAAGUCCCAAUCAAUCCAGUAGAUCAUUCUGAUCAUGCUUACACUUCUGUUUCACCUUCAGCAUUUACACAAAAUUCAACUAUUGCGCCUCCUGCACCUCUUCCACCUGGAUUAACAAAUAUGUUUAGUAUGCCGUCACAAAAUUCUCCAUCUGUUGUCGGUGGUGGUGUUCCUGUCUGCCCGUCAGAUGCACCAUUGAUUUCUUUUGAAUCGACAAAAAAUGUUGUUAAUACUCCCCAAUAUUCACAAUUUAAUAUACCACAUAUGUCAAGUGCUCAAUAUUUUCAUCCUAUCACUGAUAAUCUACCUACGUCCAGAGUAAUCACAUUGCCCGGAAUGCCUCCAUUGGAUGUGAAAAUGCCUCCACUAGAAAGUCUCAAUCUUUCUACAAAUCAAAGUUCGUAA